This is a messenger RNA of Clunio marinus, 4279 nucleotides long. The record is from the annotation of a GenBank genome assembly. NCBI's taxonomy places the organism in Eukaryota, Metazoa, Arthropoda, Insecta, Diptera, Chironomidae.
UCCUAACCCUUCGACCGAAUUCAAUUUCAUAAAAAAAAUAUCAAUUUACUCGUGUUUCGGAAAAGAAUUAACAAGGAAACCGCGUGAACAUUAUCACAAGUGAAACAUUUAGAGAGAUAUUGUUAUCAACGGCUGACUUAAAAAUACGAAAUUGCUUUGAAUUACCGAUUUAAACAUGUACAGUUCGUCUCAAUCGCAAUUGACAUUUAAGGAUGAGAUCGAUUUAAUAUCACAGCCAAAUGACUUCUCUCAGUUAAAUUUUAAUGAUUUCACACUACCAAGUCAGACACAAGCUUCCCAAUCGGAUCACUUUGGCAGUCAGCUCAAUGGGUUCGAAAAGUUAGAAUCGCAAACAAUUCUUAGCAGUAAAAUCAGCGGCAUUACUUCUGGCAUCAAUGAUUUGCAAUUUGCCGAAGAGGAAGAUGACGAUUUGUUAUCUUCAAAGGAGCUAGCAGCUCACUGUUGUCGAUAUUGUGGCAUCAGUGAUGCAUCGACCGUUGUUAUGUGCAACAUUUGCAAGAAAUGGUUUUGCAACUCACGAGGUGGAACUUCCGGGUCGCACAUUGUUCAUCAUUUAGUUCGUGCAAAGCACCGUGAGGUUACAUUGCAUGGCGAUGGUCCUCUCGGUGAAACUGUUUUGGAAUGUUAUAGCUGCGGUAUUCGAAAUGUUUUUUUAUUGGGAUUUAUCCCAGCAAAAGCUGAUUCGGUUGUCGUCUUACUUUGCCGUCAACCAUGUGCAGCACAAAAUUCAUUGAAGGACAUGAAUUGGGAUCAAGAACAAUGGAAACCUUUAAUAUCUGAUCGUUGCUUCUUACCGUGGCUGGUGAAGAUUCCCACAGAGCAAGAGCAACUGAGAGCUCGACAAAUAAACGCUGCAACAAUCAACAAGCUGGAAGAAUUGUGGAAGGAAAAUGUUGAAGCUUCGAUAUCUGAUUUAGAGAAGCCAGGAAUCGACAAAGAACCUUCACAAGUUCAACUUCGUUAUGAUGACGGUUACCAGUACCAGAAUAUCUUCGGGCCUUUAGUGAAACUUGAAGCUGAUUAUGAUAAGCGAUUGAAAGAGUCGCAAAGACAAGAAAACAUCGAAGUCCGAUGGGACACCGGCUUAAAUAAGAAAACUAUCGCUUAUUUCACUCUGGCGAAAAUUGAUUCUGACAUGAAAUUGAUGCACGGUGAUGAGAUGCGAUUGCGUUAUGUUGGAGAACUUCAUGAGCCAUGGGCUUCUGUUGGUCAUGUCAUUAAAGUUCCAGAUAACUUUGGUGAAGAUGUCGGCUUAGAACUCAAACACAGUUCGAAUCCUCCAACCAAAUGUUCAUCAAACUUCUUUGUUGAAUUCAUCUGGAAAGGCACGAGCUUCGAUCGAAUGCAACAAGCUUUAAGGAAAUUUGCUGUUGAUGAAAAUUCCAUGUCGAACUUCAUUUAUUCGCGAUUGUUGGGACAUUCAAGAGCUGACGAUGUCACUUUUCGAAUCAGCAAUCCACCGAAACAUUUUUCAGCUCCAAAUCUUCCUGAUUUGAAUCGAUCACAAAUUUACGCAGUGAAACAUGCGAUUCAACGUCCCUUGAGCUUGAUUCAGGGACCGCCAGGAACUGGAAAAACUGUGACAAGUGCAACGAUUGUCUAUCAAUUAGUUCGCCUAAACGGUGGCCCUGUGCUGGUUUGUGCACCAUCAAACACAGCUGUGGAUCAAUUGACAGAAAAAAUUCACAAAACAAAUUUAAAAGUUAUUCGAGUUUGUGCAAAAUCUCGUGAAGCAAUCGAUUCGCCGGUCAGCUUUCUAGCCUUGCACAAUCAAAUACGAAACAUGGACAUGUCAAGUGAAUUAAAGAAACUUCAACAACUUAAAGAUGAAACUGGUGAAUUGUCAUCGGGUGAUGAGAAGCGUUAUCGAAUGUUGAAGAAACAAGCGGAAAAAGAGUUGCUGGAUGCUGCUGAUGUUAUUUGUUGUACUUGUGUCGGCGCUGGUGAUCUUCGAUUGUUACGAAUUAAAUUCAAUUCAAUUUUAAUUGAUGAAUCGAUGCAAAGUUCGGAGCCUGAAGCGAUCAUUCCGGUUGUUCGUGGAGCACGUCAACUCAUUCUUGUUGGUGAUCAUUGUCAGCUUGGUCCAGUUGUGAUGUGCAAGAAAGCAGCUAAAGCCGGUUUAUCGCAGUCACUUUUCGAGCGUCUUGUUGUGCUCGGCAUCAGACCAUUUCGCCUUGAAGUUCAAUAUCGAAUGCAUCCAGAAUUGUCACAGUUUCCAUCGAACUUCUUCUACGAAGGUUCAUUGCAAAAUGGCGUUUGUGCUGAAGAAAGAAAAUUGAAAAUUGACUUUCCAUGGCCAUCUCCUGAAUGUCCAAUGUUCUUCUUAGUCACACAGGGAAGCGAAGAAAUCGCUGGAAGUGGAACUUCAUAUUUGAAUCGAACCGAAGCAGCGAAUGUCGAGAAGAUUGCAACACGUUUCCUUAAAUCUGGCUUACGACCGGAACAAAUUGGAGUCAUUACACCUUAUGAAGGUCAACGAGCUUAUCUCGUUCAAUACAUGCAAUAUCAGGGAAGUUUACACAACAAAUUGUACCAGGAAAUUGAAAUUGCUUCAGUUGACGCCUUCCAAGGUCGUGAGAAAGACAUCAUCAUCAUGUCGUGUGUUCGUUCCAAUGAACAUCAAGGAAUCGGCUUUUUAAAUGACCCACGACGAUUAAAUGUCGCUUUGACACGAGCCAAAUAUGGAAUAAUAAUCGUUGGAAAUCCAAAAGUUCUCAGCAAACAACAACUUUGGAAUAAUUUGCUGAACUUUUACAAGGAGAAGAAAGUUCUGGUUGAAGGAAGUUUAAAUAAUUUAAAGGAGUCGAUGAUUCAAUUCGCAAAGCCGAAGAAGAUUGUAAAUACUUUCAAUCCUGGUCAACAUUUCAUGUCAAACACAAUGUACGAUGCAAGAGAAGCAAUGGGCGGACAAAACCAAGCACAAAACUUUUAUGGGGGUGGCGUUGGAAUGCAGCAACAACAUAAUCAAGGAUGGAAUGGCGGUAAUCAAGGCAUGGAUGUGUUUCGAGCUCACGAUCCGAUUUCUUAUAUUUCGCAAGACCAUCGAAGCGGACAAGGAAUGGUUCCAGUUGGAAUGUUCAUGAAUAUGAACAUGAAUAACAUCCCGCCACGCUUCUACCAACAACAGCAGCAAAAUGUCAUUCAGCAAGCUGCGAAACAAUCGCGAACUAACAACAGAAAAAUGCCACAAGCUGGUGGAUCGUCGCAACAAGGAAUGAAUCGAAAUAGUCAACAAUUUCGUGGUCGUAGCAGUCAACCAGGGCCAUUGACGCAAGGCGGAAUGAGUCAAAUGAUGAGCCAACCGGGCUUUUCACUCAGUCAACAACCAGAUUUCUCUCAAGAUUUCGCACCUGGCGAUUACGCUGUCGGUGGACAAUCACAAGGCGACGGUUUACUGUCGCAAGACUUUACAAACAGCCAAGGUCCGGACAAGUUUUAUAGCAACUUUCAUUCCGGAAAUAACUUUUGAUGAACGAUCGUCGGAAUAUAUUUUUGCUAUUUGAAAUGAAUUAAAUGCAACAACUUUCCUAAUUAAUGGAUCAAUUUGAACAGCCAGAGCCAUUGAUGACAUGAAAUAUCCAUGCGAUAUGUAAAACGUGCGAAAACUGUUAAAAGUGUUCUUUCGGGAUUUGGAAAUGAAUGAAAAACAAGCAAAAAUCUUUAAAAAAUCAUUGAAAUCUUUUGUGAUGAAAAAUGUCAUCCCGGAAAUAAAAUCAAAGAAAAAACACGAUGAAAACCAACAAUAAAAAGAAAACAUUUGUAGAUGAGAAGAUUUUUAAAAGAAAAAAUCAUGUCGAUUGCAUAAGAAAAUGAAUAAAUCGGUGAUGAGAGUUUGGAAGGCGACAACUUCAACGAACCAUGAACCAUCCGACGUCAAGCUACUGGAAGAGCUCUGAGACUGUUUGUGAUGAAUAUGAAAAGGUGUAAAAGCAUCUUAUGCGAUCGAUAAAGCAAAGAACGAAGAAAAAUUUUCCAUCCAAAAAACCAAACAAAAUUUAAAUUUGUUAACAAAAAAUUUAAUUUUUCUUCUCGUUCUUCUUCUAGAAAACUUUUUUUUUAUUUCUUUGGCAUUAAAAUUGCUUUCUUUAUUUUUAUUUUUUUUUUCGUUGAGGAUGGUAACAUUAUAAUAGUAAUAAUCAUGACGAUGAUGAUAAUGAAUGAGAAGCAAGAAAUCAAACUGAAUCGAUUGUUAAAUUUUGUUCUUUUCAUUAUAUUUUUUUUGGGGAUUCAAGAAACUAUUAAAAAGAUUUUAAAACAA